This is a messenger RNA of Malaya genurostris, 4304 nucleotides long. RefSeq names its product mediator of RNA polymerase II transcription subunit 23 (gene MED23). NCBI's taxonomy places the organism in Eukaryota, Metazoa, Arthropoda, Insecta, Diptera, Culicidae. The transcript is spliced from 9 exons. Gene Ontology annotation, biological process: positive regulation of gene expression; regulation of transcription by RNA polymerase II. The record is from RefSeq and is a predicted model, not a curated record. The coding region runs from base 117 to 4304 and encodes 1395 amino acids. Gene Ontology annotation, cellular component: transcription regulator complex; mediator complex.
AUCGAGCGUGUUUUGUAAACAAUCCGUAACGGUACUGCGUCCAUUGAUUUAUUCACGAAAUUCUUCAAUAAACGUUGGUUUCAGGGUAAAAUAUGAACUAAUAGUGUAAUUUCAUCAUGAAUUCCGACACACAGAUUUUGAAACUGAUCGAGGAAAUUUUGGGCGAGAAGAGUAAUGACUUCGACUAUGAAGGUCCUAUGGUGGACGAAGAGGAACUGCAGAAGCAAGCAGAGGAAGGUUACAAAAAAUUUUCGACCAUGUUCGCGGCAAUGUCCCAAGAGAGUAAAGAAUCUGCUCUGCGAUAUUACUUGAGUUACGUAGCCGGAAUCAACCAUCGAAGCAAGGUACACAAACACAUGCAGGUUUUGAACAAGCUAGUCGCACUAAAUAUCAUCCCUGCCCGGAUGCUGUGCGAACAGAUAAUGAGUUCGGAGAAGCUGGCUUAUCAAAAUCAGAGCUUUUGGAUUGAGUGUUUUCAGGUUGUUCGGAAAAUUAUCGGUGGCGUCGACUACAAGGGCGUCCGGGAAAUCAUGAAGUGCUGCAAGGAGAAGGCACUUUCGUUCCCAUCAGCAAUCGGCUCCAGUAUCCUGCCACAGAUGCUGGAGCUGACCGAAGUGAUUGAACACAUCUUCAAUCGGAACGCUUGCCUCCUCCCGGCGUACUUCAUCAUCAAUGAGAUUCAGAAGCCCGAUUUCCAGGACACCCACUGGCGCAUCGCCAAUUUGAUAGCAAAUUUUAUCGAAGAGUUCGUAAUCGUUGCUCAAAUGUUGGCGAUUAUCGGUCACUCGUCGAUGCUACCGAUCGUGGAGCACUCGUCAUACGCAGACAAUCUAAUCAACCCGUGGAAGCUUGAUCCGAACACACUGAAGCUUGCGCUGCGUGGUAAUCUUCCGUAUGAACCGGAACUAUUACAACCACAGACGAAGUUGCUCCGAUUUGUCUUGGAACAGCCGUACUCACGAGAUAUGGUAUGUUCGAUGCUGAACUUGCAGAAACAACAUAAGCAAAAGUGUGUGGCACUGGAAGAACAGCUUGUCUGGUUGGUGAUCUGUGCGAUGGAAUGCUCGGAGAAAGAACCGGCUCAUCCAGCCGAAGGCGACGAUAUGAUCUCGAGUCACACCCAGUGGGUGUGGCUUCAUUUGAGUUCUCAACUGAUCUACUUUGUGCUGUUCCAGUUUGCUACGUUUCAAAAUAUCGUCAAUUCUCUACACGACAAACUUGCCGUUCGAAAUUUACGUCGCGGUCGAGAUCAUCUGAUGUGGGUUUUGCUUCAGUAUAUUUCCGGAAGCAUUCAGAGAAAUUCUAUCUCAAACUUUCUACCUAUUUUGAAACUGUACGAUAUUCUGUAUCCGGAAAAGGAACCUCUGUCUGUGCCGGAUUACAACAAUCCAUACUGUACGCAUCAGAUGGCACCGACCUGCAUAUGGAUUCAUCUGCUCAAACGGGCCCAAUCGGAGCACUACAACAUAAACCGCCCGAUUCCGACGGCUUUGAAGUUGCACCACGAUUUCCUUCAGCACUUGGUCAUGCCCAGCAACAAUGCCUCACUCUGUAUGGGUUCGGAUUAUCGAAUCGCUCUGCUGUGUAAUGCUUACUCGACCAAUCAGGAGCUUUUCUCCCGUCCUAUGGCUGCGCUGAUCGAGACAAUUCUAGGAAAUCCCAAAAAUCAAACUGGAGCUGGCGGCAGUCAGCAGUUGCCCACGGUUCCACUAUCGAUGUGUGUUCUGGAUAGUUUGACAAUUCACAGUAAGAUGUCACUGAUUCACAGCAUCGUGACGCACAUGAUUAAACAGGCCCAGAACAAAAGUACCAUACCGAAUGCGAACAAUAUGGCACCGGCAUUGGUGGAAACAUAUUCGAGACUGUUGGUAUAUACUGAAAUAGAGUCGCUGGGAAUCAAAGGGUUUUUGAGUCAACUUUUGCCGCAAGUUUUCAAAUUCCAUGCCUGGGGAAUUUUGUACACUCUGCUGGAAAUGUUCUCCUACCGUAUGCAUCACAUCCAACCGCAUUACCGUGUACAGUUGCUGUCCCAUCUGCAUUCAUUGGCAUCCGUUCCGCACACCAAUCAAAUGCAACUGCACUCUUGCGUUGAAUCUACCGCACUUCGAUUGAUAACAGGGCUCGGUUCGGUUGAAGUCCAAGCACAGCUGUCACGUUACGUGAACGAACCGAAAACUCCGGGAAACAUCGUGUCGGCCGAAAGUGAAGAACUGAACCGAGCUCUUAUCCUGACGUUGGCUCGCUCGAUGCAAAUCACUGGCACUGGGAACGACUCUCAGUCCAGCACAUGGUGCAAGGAUUUGCUGGCCAGUAUUCUGCAGAAUACACCGCACUCCUGGUCCCAUCAUACCCUGCAGUGUUUCCCGCAGGUUCUGAACGAUUUCUAUGUCCAGCACAGCAUCCCGAAGGAGAACAAACAGCAGCUGAAGAAGUCGGUCGAUGAGGAGUAUCGCAAAUGGGCUUCGAUGUCCAACGAAAACGAUAUCAUCGGGACGUUUGCAACGGCCGGAACACAGCCACUGUUUCUCUGUUUGCUGUUUAAAAUGAUCGUGGAAACCGAUACGAUUAGUCCGAUGUCUUACAAAAUUCUGGAACGAAUCGGUGCCCGUGCCCUGUCGGCACAUUUGCGAAAACUGUGCGAUUACCUUGUGUUCGAGGUAUCCAAUGCCGGUGCAAGUGCUCACGUGAACAAAUGUGUCGACACGAUCAACGACAUGAUAUGGAAAUAUAACAUAAUAACCAUUGACCGGUUGGUACUGUGUCUAACUCUGCGUACGCUCGAUGGCAACGAGGCACAGGUAAGCUUCUGUAUCAUUCAGCUGUUGCUGCUGAAAACGUCGGAAUUCAGAAGCCGCCUGCAGGAGUUUGUCAGCAUCAACUCACCCGAACAUUGGAAACAAAACAACUGGCACGAACGACAUCUAGCUUUUCAUCAGAAAUUUCCGGAAAAAUUCGCCCCCGAUGAAUCGGUUUCGCACCCUUCUCUGCCAGUAUAUUUUGGUAACGUCUGUUUGAGAUUCCUGCCCGUUCUGGAUAUCACAAUACAUCGGUAUCUGGAGGUACCUCCCAGUAUGAGCAAAACGCUGGACGUUCUGCUUGAUCAUUUAGGUUCACUUUAUAAGUUUCACGAUAGACCCAUAACGUAUUUGUACAAUACGUUGCACUACUACGAACGAAGACUACGGGAUAGACCACAACUCAAAAAGCGUUUGGUUGGUACCGUUAUCGGUUCACUGAAAGACGUUCGUCCGGAAAACUGGGCACUGACGGAACAAUACCAAUCCUACAUGCUUAAGAAGGAUGAAACGAUUUCCUGGAUACCGGAACUAACUUACUACAUCCAUCUGGUUCGUCGAAUGCAAGACACCAUCGACGGUAACAACGUAUUUUCAGGUACCGAUUGGCGUUUCAAUGAAUUUCCGAAUCCGCCGGCGCAUGCACUUCACGUCAGCUGCGUGGAGCUAUUGGGUCUUCCGGUUGGACCUCAGUCGGUAGCCAACAGUCUGAUAGACGUCGUUGUCAAAGGAUAUCCGGUAAUACCGUUUCAAAGUGUGCACAACUGGAUUAACACGAUCGGGUUGAUUAUGGCGGCUCUUCCGGAAUCCUACUGGGGGGUGAUUUAUGAGCGUCUCCGGGAUGUCAUCAGUUCGCCGCAGAUGACGGACUGGACCUACCGGCAGAGCCCGUUCGAGAUGUUUAACUUCAAAAUCGUCACGGAGGCGAUGCUUGAACGGAGUUACGUAGUUAUUCUGGCCAUCGCGCAAAGCAUUUUACAUCACAGUGGAAUUGGACAAAUUUCCACCGUAACUGACUACAUAAAAGAGAAGUUCAAACCGAUCAUCAAAACCGAGUAUCAGCUGAUCUACCUUUGUCACGUGGUGGGUCCUUUCCUGAACCGGCUCAGCACAGAACGGCCGCGUGCCGUCUCGGACAUCACAUUGCUGCUGUAUGAACUGCUCGAACAGGUCGACAAAGCACAACCGUCGGUUGCGCUCAAAUACAUGGAUCCGAUCUGUGACUUGCUGUACCACAUCAAGUACAUGUUCGUCGGGGACCUGAUGAAGUCAGAGUUGGAGACGAUCAUACGCCGGUUGCGUCCAGCACUGCAGAUGCGAUUACGUUUCAUCACACGACUGAAUGUCGACGAGAUUGGAGUAGAACAGCAGAGCACUGAUUCCGGUAUCCAAAUCAGUGCUCAGUCGAGUCACCCUCAACAGCCCGCUACAGGAGGCUCACAGAUUGGUGGUCAGCAAGGCGGAAAUAGUGGUUCACAAACUGCCGCCAAUCAUCAGCAACAGAAGUAG